AAGUGAUGGGAGAGAUUCGAGGACCGUCGUGCAUGUCGGAUUUAUUCUCUGUGGACAAAAGCUAUUGUUUCUGAGCCGGUGGAGGAUUUAUUUUUCUGUGAUCUAAAGUGUUUUUGUUUAAACAUCUUCUCUUCUAUGGGAAUCAGCUGACAGCAUGGGGAUACUGCUAUUAUUCGCCGUCUUGCAUGGGGUGACAGUCGGCUUGGUGACUGCCGGCUGCCCGGUGGUGUGCGAGUGUCCGUCAGGGCCCGCAUCCUGUCCCCCAGGGGUCAGCUCGGUACCGGAUGGCUGCGGCUGCUGCAAGGUGUGCGCCGGUCAGCUCAACCAGGAUUGCCAUGAGGGACGGCCCUGUGACCACCACAAAGGCUUGGAGUGCAACUACGGCAACGAUGUGGGCCGUACCCAUGGCAUCUGCAGGGCAAAGGCGGAGGGCCGCUCGUGCGAAUACAACGGGCGGAUUUAUCAAAACGGCGAGAAUUUCCACGCGGGCUGCAAGCACCAGUGCACCUGCAUCGACGGAGCGGUGGGCUGCGUGCCCCUCUGCCCCAGCCACGUGCCCCUGGCGUCGCCCUCCUGUCCCGCCCCACAUUUGGUCAAGGUGCCAGGCCAGUGCUGCCUCACCAUCGACUGCCACAGGGGCACCACCGUCGUGCCCCCGGUGCUCCGCCGACCUCAUCCGCCGGCCUACCCGCCUUACCCCUUCAUUCCCUACCCGGCCUACCCCUUCCCGAAGCCUUACCCGAAACCCUACCGGAAGCUGUACCCCUACAAACCCAAAAAGGAGAAGGACGCCCUGGGCAACGAGCUGGUGGAGGUGGGACGCAAGUGGGACAAGCUACGUGGAAACAAGCACAUGGCGGCCUGGAGGCAGGUGGGAGAUCAGUGCGCGGUUCAGACUACUUCCUGGUCCCAGUGUUCUCGGAGCUGCGGGAUGGGCAUCUCCUCUCGUGUCACCAACGACAACGCCCGGUGUAAGCUGAUCAAGGAGACGCGUCUGUGCAACAUUCGGCCCUGCAGCUCCAUGUCCAUCCCCGUCAAGGUGAGAAAUAAAGGAAGGAAGUGCUCCCGCACCCACAAGGCCCCUGAGCCCCACCGCCUGUCCUACGCGGGCUGCAGGAGCACCCGCCUGUACAGGCCCAACUACUGCGGCGUGUGCAGGGACGGCCGCUGCUGCUCGCCGCGUCGCACGCGCACCGCCAGCGUGGCCUUCGCCUGCCCCGACGGCGAGCGCUUCAGCAGGUCCGUGAUGUUCAUCCAGUCCUGCAAGUGCAGCGACGAGUGCAACCACCUCAACGAGGCCGCCAUGCCUCCUCAGCGGUGGCUCUAUGGAGACACGCACAAGUUCAUCGACUAGCGGUAUCACCCCCACCUCCCACCCCGACCUACAUUCCCUCACAAUAAAACAAAAGACAUCAACUUCCCCCAUAGUGAUCCCCAUGAUAGAAUAGCUGUCCUUAGUGUAUCUAUAAGUAGACGCAAGCGAGGUGAACAAGUCGAAUCGGCUUUUCUUUGAGCUUAUUACGGGAGGAACGUGGAGAAGAAGGAGGAAUCAGACGGGAGCAAAGUGACCAGCGCCUGCUUUAAUGUAGAUAAAGAGUUGUUUCUGGCCUGGCCAGACUGCUACAGACUGUGACAAAACCUUAAUGCAAAACAUGGACGCAACCAGCCGCCAUGUUGCUGCAGUGCACCAAAAAUGUCCCCUGAACUCUUGAGACUUUUGUCGGGGACGCUGGAGCAAGAGCUGACACACACACACACAC
Molecule: messenger RNA, 1760 nt
Organism: Anarrhichthys ocellatus (wolf-eel)
Lineage: Eukaryota; Metazoa; Chordata; Actinopteri; Perciformes; Anarhichadidae
Product: CCN family member 1
Exons: 5
Coding region: 155-1354 (399 amino acids)
Biological process (GO): signal transduction; positive regulation of cell migration; positive regulation of cell differentiation
Cellular component (GO): extracellular region
Molecular function (GO): integrin binding; heparin binding
Source: RefSeq, a predicted model, not a curated record